AUGGUUGACGCAAGAGAAAUCUUAAUCCCAAGAUUUACCUAUGUUAAAGAAAUUGAGCCAAGGACUAAGCUAGAGUCUGUAAUCUUAGGAUAUUCCAACUCGAAAGAAGCUAUCAGAGUCUCUCAAGGAAUUUCUGAGUGUAUUCCAGAUUUAGAAGUGUAUAAAUCUGAAAAUGAGAAACUCAAGUUCACCAAUGUCAAGAAUCUCUACGGGAUCAUGGGAGUUGUCAAAAGAGAUACAAGAGAAUACUUGCUAUUGAUCGAAGAAUGCAGCAUCAUGGGGCAAGUUCUCAAGUGCAAUAUCUUCAGAGUUGACCAAAUUUUGGUUGUUCCUCUCCAACACGAGGAAAAUAAGGAGGAUAUUGAGCAUACAGAGCUUAUUAAGGGCCUUGUAAAUGACAAAGCCUUCUACUUCAGUUACAAUUACAACCUUACUUACUCCUUACAAGCAAACGUGAACAGGAUUCUUGUCCCUGAAGAAAGUAAAGGACUUCAGAAGAAAGGUAGCUCUGAGGAGUACUGGUCAAAUUAUGAAGAAGAUCUUGUAUUCAAUAGAGUUCUUCUCUCUGAAUUUGAUACUAACACAAGUGAACAACUGUGGUCUUUCAUUGUCCCAAUCAUCUAUGGGUAUGUUUUCGUCCAUUCUCUUCAUUUUGACCAAAACAAAGCCGAUUUAGUUCUGAUUUCAAGGAAGGAUUGUAACAGACUCGGAAGAAGAUUUGUCUCGAGAGGUCUUGACGAAGAAGGAAAUGCUUCGAACUUUGUUGAGACUGAGCACAUUAUUGUUCAUUACGAGGAGGAAUCGUACAGAAUUGCAUCAUAUGUUCAAACAAGAGGAAGUAUUCCUCUUAUUUGGACUCAAACUCCAACCUUGAAGUAUGGUCCUAAGCUAGGAAUUAGUACUGAUGAUACUAAGAAUAAGGCAGCAGCAGAGAAGCAUUUUGCAAAGAACAUUGAGAAGUAUGGCGACCAUGUACUUAUCAAUCUUAUUGAUAAGAAGGGUUCUCAAGACAAAAUUGGAACUGCCUUCACCAAGCUCGUUAAGAACCUUAAGAAUGACAGACUCCAUUAUGAAUGGUUUGAUUUCCAUGGAGAAUGCAAGAAGAUGAAGUGGGAAAACCUUUCCAAACUUAUUAAAAAUAUCCAAGAGAAGGUUGACGAGCAAAACUACUUCAUGGCAAGAUUAGAUUAUGCUUUUGAUCAAAAGGAGAAAUUAAGUCAAUCGAGUUGAAUGAUCAUGCUCAACCAAAACGGAGUGUGUAGGACCAACUGUAUGGAUUGUUUGGAUAGAACAAAUGUCGUCCAAUCUGUAAUCUCAAGACUCAUUGCUCACAGACAGCUUUGGAAGAUGAAUAUCUUGGAAAAGCCAAAAGGAGAUCCAUUUGAGACUUUCCCUGCUAAAUUUGAGACUCUAUUCAGACAAGCAUGGACAAAUAAUGCUAAUGUUUGCAGUAUUCUUUAUUCAGGAACUCCUGCUUUAAAAACUGACUUUACUCUAACUGGAAAGAGGAGCGCUCAAGGAGCUUUGAUGGACGGGAUCAACUCUGCUAAGAGAUACUAUAUCAACAACUUCUGUGAUUUCCAAAACCAAGAUAUCUUAGACUCAACUCUUCAGAAGUUAAAGCCAGGCCAGAAAAUUAGACAAGGAGGUAAAGUUAAGUUUAUGACUGUCCUUUUCUCUCUUAUUUUUGGAAUCAUUAUUCUGAACUCAACGGUAAAAUAUCUAUAUGGAGUUCAUGAUCUUCAACCAGGUGAAGAAGGAUACUAUGAUUAUGGAUACACCAUGGGAUUUUUACACCUCGUCACUGUCUUUGCAAUCACUGGCUUCACAUUUAAGACACUAUUCUUAUAA
This is a messenger RNA of Moneuplotes crassus, 1851 nucleotides long. Lineage: Eukaryota; Ciliophora; Spirotrichea; Euplotida; Euplotidae. The record is from the annotation of a GenBank genome assembly.